UUCGUCUUUCCCAAAGCAAAGGCUGACACCGGAGAGGUCGGGUCCUUCCAUCCUUGCUGCCGAGUGCCACUGAAAUUGCCGGGAUGUCGUCGGCGAACAUGACUGCAGCCGAAGUCUUUCUGCGCCGCGACCCGCGCACCCUUGGUUGGGCAUUAGUCGGCAGCAAGCAGUUUCUGGCCACGCUGCUGCUCAGCUAUGUAUACAUUGUCAAGAUUGGUGGGCCACGCUUCAUGAAAAGUCGCAAGGCCUUCGACAACCUGAAGCCAGUCAUUAUGCUCUACAAUGCUUCAAUGGUCUUCAUGAACGCCUACUUCGUGGUCAACUUUUUGACCAGAUCCUACUUCGGCGGCGGCUACAACAUAAUAUGCCAAGGCAUCAACUAUGAAGCUCGAGACCAGAUUACGCUGGAAUUCCUGGAACUGUGCUGGUGGUACCUCUGGGUGCGGGUCGCCGACUUCCUGGACACCAUCUUCUUCGUGCUCCGCAAGAAGGACUCUCAUGUGUCUUUCCUUCACGUCAUCCAUCACGUCUUGGUCGUGUUUAACGGGUGGUUCGGACUAGCGUACGGCGCGGACGGGCAGGUAGCACUCGGAUUGGCCCUCAACAGCUUCGUCCAUGUCGUGAUGUACUCGUAUUACUUCCUUUCACUGCUGGGACCGUCAGCCCGACCUUACCUUUGGUGGAAGCGGUACCUCACGCAAUUUCAGCUGGUUCAGUUUGUAAUUAUGUUCAUUCAUUGCAUGAUCCCCGUAAUCAAGGAAUGUAACUAUCCGAAAACGCACUCGUUAAUCACUAUACCACAGGCCUUAUUUUUCUUUGGUUUGUUCAUUCGCUUCUACUUUAAGUCCUACAGCCGAACCUCUAGUCAGCAGCGUGAUACCAAGGAGAAAGAUCAGUGAUACCUUGCGCUGGACUCGGUUGGCAAAACGUACACGAGAGCGAUUGCUUAACUUUCAGAGGCGCUCAGCAACGUUAGUGAGAGUUCUGUAUUGCAAAGCACGCGCUUUAUUUGCUGCACCUCGAAGCGAUGUAAUCGCAUCAAGGCGCAGCCUCUAGAUGUGUCCGUUUUUUCUGUUGUUUCUUUUUGCGGCACGCUUUGAAACGUACGAGGUCGUAUGCUACCAGGUACAUCGAUAAGCAAGCGAUCUCAGGGAUUACACUUUGAUGUAGAUGAUCUGCAGUUGACAAGAUUUAUGCCGGACCAAAGUUGCCCAUUGCCACCUGUCUUACUCUUCUGUUGCGUAGAAAGCGGGAUUUUGAAGGCGGUGUUCUGUUUGGGGUGGUAGGAUUGUGAUGGUUGUGUUUUAUUCACUAGAUUCAGUCAAUAGUUUGUUGCCAUAAAAGUGAAUGCUUGUAAGAUAGUCAAAAAGCGGUAGGCAUAAUCAUACACCAGUGCGAGCAGGCUCCUCUGGAUGCUGCUUGUUUAAUGCCAGCGUAUACUGAACAGGUUCCACGAAUGACUUGAAUGAAAUGACCGGUAAUUGUUCUUCAACAAAACAAAUGUUAGAUGGUUUUGUUGUUCUUGUUUUAAACGGGGAGUGUGCUAGUUAGUUAAUAGUUACUGUUGCUGUUCAUGUUCGUGCCCCAUUUUUGUUACUGCAGUCAUACUGAUGACCUUGCAUUGUAAAUAAAAGUGUUUAUCUUUUCUA
This is a messenger RNA of Ixodes scapularis (black-legged tick), 1649 nucleotides long. Its product is annotated as elongation of very long chain fatty acids protein AAEL008004. Gene Ontology annotation, cellular component: endoplasmic reticulum membrane. Gene Ontology annotation, biological process: fatty acid elongation, monounsaturated fatty acid; very long-chain fatty acid biosynthetic process; sphingolipid biosynthetic process. Lineage: Eukaryota; Metazoa; Arthropoda; Arachnida; Ixodida; Ixodidae. The record is from RefSeq and is a predicted model, not a curated record. The transcript has a single exon. The coding region runs from base 84 to 899 and encodes 271 amino acids. Gene Ontology annotation, molecular function: fatty acid elongase activity.